Molecule: messenger RNA, 705 nt
Organism: Penicillium brasilianum
Lineage: Eukaryota; Fungi; Ascomycota; Eurotiomycetes; Eurotiales; Aspergillaceae
Source: the annotation of a GenBank genome assembly
AUGGUGCCCGCUGCGUGUCAAACUCCACCCCCCAAUGCCGUCAAGAACUUUGUUUGGAAGAGCGGCCGGUGUAUUCGCAUUGGUGAGGAACACUGUGAGCCCGGAUUCACCCUCAAGGACGGCCAGUGUGUCUCCGUCGCAAACCCUGAUUGCGGUGAUCUCGUAUUCAACGGCAAAGCAGGUGUCCAUGGCAAGCCUAUCUGUCCUGAAGCUACCUAUUUGGAUGGAGAACGCUGCUCUUCUAUCCAUGAGCCACAAUGCCCUCAAGGCUUCAAGUUCGAUGGGGAAAAGUGCUCCGCCUACCAGACUCCUCAGUGUCCGUCCGGAUCUGACUUCGACAAGGCCACCCAGGAUUGUAUCUCUACCAAGACGCCCGAGUGUCCCUCAAACCAGAGAUUCAAUGGCAAGCAUUGUGCCAUCAUCACUGGACAGUACAUGGAGUUCGAGUACUGCCCUACCGAAUCAUAUGAAAAGGAAUGCCGACGUACUCCGCUUGGAGUUGCGUGUGAUGGCGUUCAAUCUCAGAAGCAGCAGGACCAAACUCCUCAAGGAAAUCCUGGCAAUCCGCAAGGUCAGGGCAACAUUCCUGGAGUGAACCUGCAGCCAAAUAUUGAUUCCAACCCAGGCCAGUGGCAAGAGCGCCCACAAUAUGGUACUGGAACCCAGGGCAGCCAAGGCUGGGCUCAGCAGCCCGCUGCCGUUUAA